GCCCUAGAGUCCAGUGGCUCGUGGAUUACACCACUGCAUCCAACGCUUUGCAUUGCACUUGGUGAUAUAAGGUUUGGAUGCAGCUUCUUGGUCAUGGAAACCCAUUCCAUGAAGCUCUCUAUGCACUGUUGUUGUGCUAAUCUGAAGCAUGUGCUGACCUCGCUCUGUCAUUUUACGAGGCCUACUACUUUGUGGCUGAGUUGCUGUUGUUCCCAGUUGCUUCCACUUUGUUAUAAUACCACUAACAGUUGACCAUGGAAUAUUUAUUAGCAAGGAAAAUUCAGGGAUGGACUUAUUGCACAGGUGGCAACUUCUCACGGUACCACGUUUGAAUUCACUGAACUACUGAGAGCGACCCAUUAUUUCACAAAUGUUUGUAGAAGCAGUGCUUGAUUUUAUAUACCUAUGGCCAUGGAGCUGAUUGGAACACCUGAAUCCAAUAAUUUGGAUGGGUGUCCCAAUACUUUUGGAAAUAUAGUGUAUAUACACCUGUUAC
This is a messenger RNA of Staurois parvus, 496 nucleotides long. The record is from the annotation of a GenBank genome assembly. Lineage: Eukaryota; Metazoa; Chordata; Amphibia; Anura; Ranidae.